Neodiprion fabricii is the source of this 963-nucleotide messenger RNA. RefSeq lists its product as uncharacterized. The transcript is spliced from 2 exons. The coding region runs from base 1 to 963 and encodes 320 amino acids. NCBI's taxonomy places the organism in Eukaryota, Metazoa, Arthropoda, Insecta, Hymenoptera, Diprionidae. The record is from RefSeq and is a predicted model, not a curated record. Gene Ontology annotation, molecular function: catalytic activity.
AUGCGGAAACAUAGCAGUCGUGUCUGGCUACAUAUCCCCCAACGUCCCCAUCAAGUGUUCGAGGCGUUUAUGGACGACCUGGCGCGGGUGGUCCGGUCAGCAGGCGACGGCGGCAGGGGGGUACUGGUGAGCGGCGACUUCAAUGCCCGCUCGCCGACAUGGGACCCAACGGGGAGCGACCGCAGGGGGGAGCUCUUGGAGAUAUGGGCGGCGUCGUGCGGAGUAAGCCUGCACAACGAUGGGAGUACGGCAACGUGUGUCAGGGCGCAGGACUCAUCAGUUGUUGAACUGACGUGGUCGAUGCCGAGCCUGACGCCGACGGUGCAGCAGUGGCGGGUCCUCACGGAGAGGGAGACGCUCUUGGACCACCUUUAUAUAGCGUAUGAGAUACAGGGCCCCCAGCGCGUGAAAUCUGGGGACGGGGGUGGACACGCACGGUGGAACUGGCGCAGAUUCAACGUAGAAUGCUUCGGGGAAUCCCUAAGCACUUGUCUGGCAUGGGGACCAACGGGCGAGGACCAGAUUACAUCGGCUGGCCUCGCUGCAUGGGUGGAGAGGACCAUGACGCAGGCCUGCGACGUGGCCGCUCCCAGAGCUCGAACCAAGAGCUAUAGGAGGACCACGAGAGCAGCCAGCGGCCCCCACGACGACAGAGAGGCCGAAUACCGGGCCAGUAAGCGGAGGCUGCGGGACAGCAUAAAAGCAGCGAAGGCCAAGACCUGGGAAGACCUCGUGGGCUCCGUGGAAUCGGACCCAUGGGGCCUACCUGACAAGCUGGUGCUGGGCAGGCUCCGCACCGCCUCGAGGGGGCUGACGGAAAUCCUCGACACCGAGACCCUGGGGAGGCUCCUCACAGCACUAUUCCCAAGAGGAGAGGGCAGCGAGCUGGAGAGCCAGGGAGACCGGAGCUGGAACGAGGAAUGGGCGGUCACGGUCGACGAAGUACGGUCCGCGAUCAAGUAG